AGUGUAAUAAUGGCUAGUGUUUUUGCUAUAGCUUUGUAAGAACAGAGUAAUAAUGGGCGGAGUUUUAAGUGUCGUGAGUUAUUUUUCGAUCAGAGCACGCCGGUAUUUGUUUGGAUAUACCCAGGAAAGUUUUACAUUUGCUUCGAAGUCUAAAGCGCAACUUGUGCUGGAAUACAGCGAUCUGGAUUCAGUAAGUGCUAAAUAUUUCUAUAUUCAGCUUGUCAGCGAAAUUAAGAAUGCUGUGCUCUCUGAUGAUGUGGAUAGGUUUAAAAUUUCGAGCAGUUUAUUGAAUUAUAUUAUUUCCUCUAAAGAUUCUGAAGUGAUCCAGAAAUAUGAAGAAGCAGCUUUCGAAACCUUAAGUAAAAUAAACUUGGUAACUUUUGCAUGUAAAAAUGCAGCGGUGAAAAUCUUGGAGUGUUUAUUAACAGAUAAAAAUUUGAAUCUUGUUUUACCUUUUCGAACUGAUAGAAAUGAUCUUUCACCUGACGAAGAUGAUGAAUGUCACAAUGCUUUCUAUUAUGCUAUCCGAUCAAAUAAGAGCAACCUUCUUGAAAUUUUGAUAGAGAGGUGGCCAAAUUCUUAUUUAAAAGACUUUGAAAAAUUGGAUGAAAUUCUUUCGAAGGCAUUCAGGGAGUUAUUGAUUAGAAAUGUUCCAAUUAAUAUAGAUAUGGAAUUAUACGUUAAAAAGAAAUUAGUGGAUCUCCGAUUUUUUGACAACAGUUCCCCUCAGAAAUGUCCGCCCAGUAAUCCGAAAGAUCUUCUAAUGCUUCGAAUUGAUUUUGUUCUUGAAAAGAUUGCUUUUGUCGUUAAAAAUUAUUGUGAUGAAGAUAAUGAAUUAGAUGAGCAAUUUUUACUUGCCGCCAAAUAUAUUGCUCAGAAUAUCCAUACCAUGAAAUCUCAAUUAAAUUUCACUUAUGACAAGUUGCCAUGGGAGGAAAUGGAAUUCAGUUUGAUAAUUUUUAUUCAUUUUUGCUUAAAAGGCAUUCAUUUCGAGCCAUUGUAUUAUUUCAUAUUAAACAGGAAGAGACUUCUUUCGCAUUUGGAAAAAUUUUCAAUGAGACUCCAGUGUGUGAAGGAAGAUUUAAAAACCACAGACAUUACUAAAGUGUCCAGUAAGAAAAUCACUAGAAAAGAAGUUAUCGCAAAAGAAGAAAACAAACUCUUCGAGGAUUUGUAUAAUGAUUUCACUCAUAUUAGGGACAUAUAUACUUUAGAAAAAAUGAAGAAAUACACGGAUAUUGCUUUAUCUGCUGAUCCUAGAAGCAAAGAAGGCCAAAUUCUCAUCACCAGAACAUUGCAAGUCGCAGGAGAGCACUUUAAUAAUACGUUAUUUUCUCCGAAACUAUCAGAUACCGCUGCUGAUUUUCUUCUUUCUGUGUUACCAACAAAUUUGGCGGAAGUAAUCACCAGCCUGAGAAAUUCCUUGUCCCAUCUUGAAGCAUUUUGUCUGAGAUGCGAGAUUGAAGAGAAUGCUAACGCCUUCUUCGCCAACAUACAGACCGAUAUCUCCAAGAUUAGUUCAACCAUUUCAGACAUUUUAUACAGAACAAAGGUAUCAUUUAUUACGACUCUUCUUAAAGAAAUGACCAAUCGAGAAAGCAUCAGUGGUAAGAAAAUGUUUUUUGAACAAAAUGACAUUUCUGUGGCGUCAGUCACGAAAGUUCUGGAAGAAGCAAAACAUUCAAAUUUGGGAGAAAUCGGGCAAUUGGAAAAGUUGGUAAUAAAUCUUGAGAGAGAAUUUGAUAAAGAAAUAAAUUAUUCAAAGCAAAUGUUUCAUAGACUUCAUGAUAUUAUUGAAGACAGGCCAUCUGUAAUUCUACAACAAACCGAAGAUGUCGCCAUUAAACUGCGCGAUUCACUUCUUUCCAGUGACACAAAGGAAAUAAUAAAAUUCGUGGAGCAUGUUCUAUUAAAUGCAGGUUCUCCAUCUUUACUAACAGAAAACGAAUAUUUUGUAGCCGAUGGAAAAAUUGACACCGAUAAAGUCACUGAAAUAAUAGAAAACAUUUUCGUCAAAGUCAACUUAAGAGAAAACAGAGAAAUGCUGAAUCUGAUCAAAGAACGGGAUACGAAUGACUUUUUUCCGCAAGGUGACGAGUUGUUACAGAGAUUACCAGAUGAAACAGAUAUGGCGGAAUAUUGCAAUCCAGAAGAUAUUAAGAUGGUUAAAAAAUUGGUUUCGGAUGUCGCAGCUCUGACCAAAAGUAAAUUAUGGAGAGAGAAAGAGCGUUUUCGUAGAAUUUUAAGUAAGAUCACAGAAAAAAGAAUGAAGUUUAAAAAUAUCCAUGAAGAAUUAAGCGAAACUCUUAAAUGUAGUUUUGAAAUAGUACAUACAGCAGAAAAAUUCUAUUCCAGCAUAGCCAUGAUGAGCGAUAUCUGUCAAUUUCAGAAACAGUUGGAAUCUUUCGUGCAAGAAAUGGACUUAAAAUCUUUUGCGGAUGAAUUAUAUCCCAUUGUUGAAAAUAUUAACUCACGAGGGUUGUUAAAAUCUGGUGCAAGAAACGAAGCUUUAGAAAAAGCUCUGUUAGAUAUUUUUGAUUUUGUGCUAUUUCGCAUGGGUAAUGUUAAAUGGAUCAAGGAAUUCAGACAUAUGAUUCACGGCAAGAAAGCAAAAUCUUAUACAUUUGUGAAAAAUGUUUAUACCUUGAAGCCUGACUUUGCAAAACAGCUACCUCUAAAGAUUUCGUUGCUAAAGAGUGUUUUGAAGAAUCAUGAUUUAGAGAACCUAUCCAGCAAGAAGUUACAAGCAUGUGAAAAAGAUUUGGAAUUGCAAACUUUAGUUGAAAUGUUAGUGUUAGAUAUAUUGUCUGUAAUAGAAGGUUUGCCAAAGCAACUCACUCAUAUUAAUUUUUAUUUAGACAGUUGUUUCCCUACCGCUUAUGGUAGGAAUUUACGAAAUCAUAUAGCACAUGGUAAUGCUUUGGUUGAUAUGCUCUUGGGGAGAAAUUUUGCGAACAUUCUGUUGAAUGCCCAAAAGAUUAUUGAAGUCAAGGACAUUUUGCAGGAGAAACUUGGCAAGAAAGUGGAGAAUGAUCCACUUAAGUCGAGGAGAUAUCAUGACAUGGAUGUAUCAAUCAUGAAAAAGCAGAAGCAGUUUUUCGUUUCUUUGACAGAAGUUAUUGAUGAGAAAAGAGUAAAGGAUUUUAUGAAUGAAGGUGUUGACAUUCAUGGCAGAGAUCUAAAUUCUUGCACUGCUUUGCACUUUGCUGCUAGAGCUCCAAAUUCAGAAAUGUUAAAAUUUUUGCUCAUGUUCAACCUAGACAUAAAUGCAAAAGACGACAGCCAUCAAACUGCUUUACAUGCUGCUGCUGAUUCAGGAAGGGAAAGAAUCGUAGAAUAUUUGAUAGAGGAAAUGAAGAUGCCAGUAGACAGUCAAGAUAUCAAUGGCAGAACGUCUAUGCAUAUUGCUUCCAUGAAAGGACACGAAGGUGUGGUCAGGAUGCUUUUGCGGCAUAAAGCAAAUACAAUUUUAAAAGACAUAUUCGGACACGCUGCACUUCAUUACGCUGUAAUGGAAAACCAUUAUGACAUUUCCAAUCUUCUUUUGGAAAAUGAAACCGAUGUAGAUGCCAAUCGAACCUAUUAUGGAUUUACGGCAUUGCAUCUAGCAGCUGCAAAGGGACAUUUGAAUUUAGUGGAUAAUUUGCUCAAAAAGGAGGCAAAAGUGAACUCCAAAUCCGACAUGGAUUUUGUGCCUUUGCAUUAUGCUGCAUGUGGAGGCCAUUAUGAAAUAGCCAAAUCUUUACUUAACAAAGGAGCUGACGCAAAUGCUCGAACUGUGCAAGGAUUAACACCACUGCAUUUAGCUGUAGAUAACGGUGAUGUAGAAACGAUUGCUCUUCUGUUGCAGCACGGAGCAGAAGUUGACGCUAUGUAUUUACACGGCUUUACACCUUUGCAUUUUGCGGCCGGCUAUGGCCGCCUCGCUGCAUCGAAACUUUUAAUGCAAGCAGGAGCUAUUGCUUCUCUUCGAACGGGAGAUAGAUCAACUCCACUGGACAUCGCAGCUGAGUGUGGUCAUUGUGAACUUGUCGAAGAACUUCUGAAUGGUGCUGAUAUUAGUUCCAAGAUUCAGGCAUUGCGUACAGCAGCUUUUAAAGGCAAUUUGAAACUUGUUGAAUUGAUAUUCAACAGCGGAAUGGAUAUUAAAUUUUUACAUGAUUCUUCUGCUCUUCACUUAGCGGCGGAAGAAGGACAUGUGGACACAGUUAAAUUUCUACUUCUGAAAGGCGCCGAUAUCAAUUCUCAGGAUUGCAAUGGUGACACUGCAUUGCACUUGAGUUCUCCUAAAGGGCAUAAAGAAGUGGUUCACUUACUAAUACAAAUGAAGGCUGACAUUUUAAUUAAAAAUAAAUCUGGUACCUUUCCUCUAGAAAUAAUUAUUAAGACAGGCAUGACAAAUUUUCUAAUAAAGGAAGAAGUAGUUUUUGAUUUCUCUUAUGGCAAUGACAUAAGCCCUUUCCAUUAUGGAGCUUUUUAUGGCGAUGUUGACUUUGUGAACUAUUGCAUCCAGAAAGGGUGUUAUGUGGAUAUUAGAACUGAAUCUGGUUCGACAGCAUUGCACAUGGCUACUCUUGGCGGCCGUGCAGAAGUAAUAAAAUUCUUAUUAGACAAAGGGUCUGAUAUUAAUGCGCUGGACCAAAAAGGAUGUACUGCUUUAAAACAUGCCGUCAAUUCAAAUAACAGAAAAGUAUUUGAGCUUUUGAUCAAAAGUGGAGCAAUCCUGAUUGAUGCACAAGAAAGAAGUCUUUUUCUUUCCGCUGUCACUCAAGGACAUGAAGACAUUGUAGAUUAUUUCUUAUCUAAAAACCCGGAUGUUGUUGCAGCUGAUCCACAGAAUGGUGACUAUCCUCUUCACACGGCCGUGUAUUUUGGUCACGUCACAAUUGUUAAAAAACUGUUAGAGAAAUGUAAUAAGGACGAGUUAAAUAUUUUGGAUAAAAAUUUUCACCCACCUCUUUUAAUAGCAACAGAAAAAGACCACUGUGAAAUUGCACAGCUGUUGUUAUCGAAAGGAGCAGAUCCGGGUGUAUCGUCAAAGUUUGGGGAUUUUCCUCUUCUUCAAGCCGUCACAAAAGGAAAUUUUAAAAUGGUGGAAAUUUUAUUGAAACCAGGUGCAGACUAUCUCAAUAAGGACACCAAAGUAAAAAACAGCGUACUACAUAUUGCUGCUGCUUCUGGCUCUUUGGAAAUAAUCGAAUCCUUGAUUGAUAAGAAAGUCGAUAUCAACUUUAGAGAUUCAUCAGGUGCUACACCAAUACAUAUGGCAGCGAAAGAAGGGCAUAGGAAUGUCUUGGAAUAUUUUUUGAACCUUGGAAUGGAUGUGGAUGAAAGAGGUGAAAAUGGAUGGACUUCAUUGCAUUACGCAGCCUCUGGAAAUCAUUCCAAAAUUUGCAGAUUUCUUUUUGAAAAAGGGGCAAAUGUGAAUGCUGUCAGCAAAGAUGGCGCCACUCCUCUUCACACAGCGGCAGAAAUGGGCAAGCUAGAUGCUUUGCUGGCUUUGCUUGAGAUUGGUGCCUUUUACGACGCAAAGGACGAAAACAAGAAAACACCCCUGAAAGUUGCCAAAUGGUGGGAUAUACGCCUCAGGGUCUCUCUAAUGUUUGCCACAAAUAUGUUUUCAGCUGUGCAAAGUAAUAAUCCUUCCACAUUAGAAAGUAUCCUCAUGGCGGGAUUAGAUGUUUUGAAAUUCAAUUUCGUUAAUGUAAAGAAUGCAAAGAAUACUGCUUCAAUUCACUAUGCUGCUUGGAAAGGCCUUAAAAGAAUUAUCAGUAUUUUGCUCCGGUACAAAGCAAAUCCAAAUUCACUAACAAAAAACGGAUGGACAUCUUUGCAUUACGCUUCACAAUUUUCUCACUACGAGAUCGUCAAGGAGUUGCUGUGUCAUGGUGCAAUCUUCGAAGCUUUGAGCGAUUCAGGAAAAACUCCGCUUCAUUACUCUACAGACCAAAAUAUUGUUGCCAUCUUAGAGUUCCUGGAGAAGAUUUUCUAUAAAAUUAAAAACAAUGACCGUUCUUGUCUGCAGGAGUUGAAAGCUAUAGAAAACAUGGAUAUAGUAAAAGCUGUGGUGAGAGCCAAAAAUUUAGAAGGGAGAACUCUGACCAGUGUUGCCAUUGCUAACAACCAUCCAAAUAUCUCUGAAUUGAAAGAAAUUUUUCAAACAGAUGUGUCUGUUUCUCUGAAAAUGGCUGAGAUGUUUUACAAGCAAGGGAAUUAUGAAGAAUCAUUCAAUUUUUACCAAAAGGUACUACAGAAAAGAAUGAGUAUUUUUGAUCAGGAUGAUCCUGCUGUUUUGGAAAUUCAGAAACAACUCGCCUCCUUGCUCGUUCAUAAGGGUGAAUAUCAAGAAGCUUUAAUAUUAGCAAAAGAAGCUUGCGAAACCUUAGAAAAUAUUCUUGGUGACAAAAACAAAGAAGCAUUCAAAGCUAAAUGUCUCUUCGCAUCAAUUUUGGAACGUGCAGGAAGGGAACAACAAGCGAUAAAAGUAUACGAGGAAAUUUCCGAGCAACAGAGAGAAGUACUUGGACUGAAUCACCGAGAUACAUUAGAAACUUUAACCGAUAUAGCUAAAUUAUUAUACAAAGAAAACGAAUUUGAAAAGGCUCUGAAAGAAUAUGAACAAAUUUUUAAGUCACUUACCGAAAACUAUGAAAUCAGUCCUUGGACUUUGAGGAUUCAGACCAACAUUGCUAGGAUAUUACGGAAACAAGAGAAAUUCUCUGAGGCUUUAGAACUAUUUAGAAAUAUUUUUCAAGCAAAGGAGAAGAUAUUUGGCAUUCACAAUCAGGAAACUUUGGAGACAUCGACAGAAAUCGCUGUCACUCUACUUUGUAUGGGACAAGAAGAAGAAUCUCUGAAAGUCCUUAGAAAGAAUUUAGAACUUCAAUUCAAUUUACUUGGUGCUAACCAUCCAGAUACCUUGCAGACACGAUAUUAUAUUGCAGAUAUUCUAUAUUCGGAAAGAAAGUUUAGUGAAGUUCUUGAUAUUUAUGAAAAAGAUUUAAAUUCUAGAAUAUUAAGUUUAGGUGCCAAUCAUCCUUCCAUCGAAGAAACUGAAAAAAGAAUUGACAUUAUAAAUUCUCUCAUAAAGAAUCCUGUAUUGUAAGAACUUCGAAAAUGAACUAGAAUAUAUUCUUCAGUUUUUACAAACAUUCAUUCUUCAAGAAUAUUCUACUUGAAAAAAAGAUGUUUGAUUUUUUUCGUUUUUUUUAUUAUUCUUUUUUAUUCUAAAAUAAUUUUUUAGAUUCUGU
This is a messenger RNA of Argiope bruennichi, 7250 nucleotides long. RefSeq lists its product as uncharacterized. The transcript has a single exon. NCBI's taxonomy places the organism in Eukaryota, Metazoa, Arthropoda, Arachnida, Araneae, Araneidae. Bases 53 to 7105 code for a protein of 2350 amino acids. The record is from RefSeq and is a predicted model, not a curated record. Gene Ontology annotation, molecular function: protein binding.